UGAGGCCAGUAUAAAGAUACUGGGUGUCUUCCCUUCUCUCUGGGUCUCGACUUGUGGCGCCAGGCUUAUCCCGCCCUCCUGAGAAGACUUUUUAUGAUCUAUUUUUAAAAUUAGCUUGACCCUGACAGGAUGCCGUAAUGUUUGUGUUUGGUGGUGAUGAAAAUGGCGGACGACCUGGACAGAGUACGAAUUUCUGAGGCUGAAUUACGGGCAGAGGCGUCGAGCAUUGUUAUAUCUAGAGACAACUUGAAAGUGCAAAAUACAACUAAAAAAGGUCAGCGAGAGGGGAAAAGGCCAGAGCUCCAGAGGUACGAUCCUGGAGCAGCACAGACACGCAGAUGCAACGAUACAUGCACUUCAGAGGAGUCUGUAUCAGAUACUUCCAUUAAAAUUCCUGCCAGCUCUAUACCAGGUUCAGGCCUGAAAUUCACCAGCAGUGAUUGCCAGUCUGAACUGAGCAAUGCUAAUUUUGACUGUAGUGAUGGGAGUGCAUCUUUCAGUCAGCAACAUGUCAGAAGGAACGCAGUUAAAAAUAGUGAACUCUCAAGCACUGGAACACCUGGUUCUCCAAAGCUACGGAAAAUGCGGAAACCUGAUCGUGAGAUAUACCAGCCUGGUGGGCGAAGGGGUCAAGUUUAUAGAGACUGUGCCCCAACCAAGGAGUCAGAGCAGAUAUCACAAGAAUUGGUAAAGGCAGAGGAUACUACAAGUAAUUGGUUGAUGGGCUUAGUUGACCAUUGUAAAGAUAUACAUCUGGAAGAAGAAAAAAGAAAUGGGAGAGAAAUCAAGGAAAGCAGGAAAAAGCAGGUGCUAGGAAAACAAAAGAGAUUAGACUUGUCUUCUGCAAACUUUGAUCAGCCUACUGUUAACAAUAUAGGUGAUAAAGUGGAGAAACUCAACAUUAACAGCUUCACAGCCAUAGAACCAGAAAAGAAGAGUGAAAAUGGUAGAAGAAGGGUAAGUAGUGAGGAUUCGAAGAACAGAACAGGAGUGGGAGGAACAGUUGAAGAGAAGGAGAAGAAGGAGCAGGAAAAACGAAGGUCCAGAGAGGGCAGGGAGAGAGGGUCCAAUCAAGCUUCAGCAAAGAGGGAGGAAGGAGAGGGAGGUGAAAAGAGUUUACUGAUACACCAGCUAGAAAAAAAGACAAAGUUAGAAGGAAAAUUUCAGUGUGGUGUGCAAGGAAAAUAUGUUGGUCAAGAUCAGAGCUUGAAAAAAGAAAAACACAAAGGGAAUCAACCAGUAGAAAGUGACAGCGAGAGGUGCAGAACAGCUCAAGGAACACAAUCUAGCAAAGUCAACUGUUCUUCAAAGCGCUAUUCCAAAUCGGACAUCAGACGGCCUCGAAACCGUACCUACAGCACAAGUUCAGCCAGCAGUGGCACCAGUGUGGAUGGGCCAGUAGAGUCUGAAACUGACAGGACUAAUGCAGAAUGUGGUGUGGGAGAAAGAGGGCCAAUUCCCAACUCUCAUGAAAAGAUGAUAGAGGAGCUGAAUCAGGCCAUGGCAGAUGCGCCCAGCCAAAGGAGAAGGACAGUCAAAGACAUAUCAUCCGCAGAUUCCUUUGAGGACAAUGAGGGAAUGGAGAGAGAUGGAAGAAGAGACCUUGGAGCCAACACAAAUAAGAAUGACAGUAGAACAUCAAAAGGGAAUACCAGAGGAUUGAGAGGAGCCUUGAUUGGUGGUCAAGGUAGUGUCUUGAGUGUUUCUUUGGACAGACAGUCUGGCACAACCUCAGGAACCAGGGAGGACCAAGCCAAGUGCAAAAAUCAAAGUGCUAGAGGCCGAGGCAGAGGCAUUCUGGUACUCCCAACAUACACAGAACUAACCACAACCUCAGAACCUGGAACUCUCCAUAUGUGUGGGACGAGGAGCAGCAUAGGUCGAGGAAGAGGAAGUCGUGGUGGAAGUACUAGGCGGUUGUGGGACCCUAACAACCCUGAUAAGAAACCAGCUCUGGCAGGAAGCCAACAAUGCCAGCAGUCCUCUCUCCGACAGCCACUGUACUUGCAGCAUCAAGGAGGAUACGGGCCUCUGCACUUUCUGGACACUGAUGAUGAAGCUUCUGGGAGCCCUCCUGUGCACCAGGUGGAGGACUUUCAAAGCCAGCAUGCUGCCACCAUGGCGUAUUACAAAUAUCAGAAUUCUGACAACCCUUACUGCUACCCACUACCAACCAAUGCUCCAAACACACCUCCAUGCUACACCUAUUCCUAUCAGCUCCCGUAUCAGUUACCGUGCUCUAAUGGGGUGUUCCCGAAUCCAGGCAUGGCACCUUUUUAUAGUGUGUAUGGACACAGUGGUCAGGUUUACCCAUUUACAGGCAUCAGUUUUAGCCCAGAGGAGACAGAGGUACAGACAAGAGGGGAACUCUGUAAACUUCUACGAAUGGCUGACAGCCAGGAACUCCAGCUCAGCAACCUGCUGUCCAGGGAACAACUUAGUCGAGAAGGAUUAGAUAGGAUGGCCCAGCUGAGAGCUGAACUCCUGACAUUGUAUGAGACUGUAAUUCUAACAGACAUCGAGUUCUCUGAUGCACAGAAUGUGGAUCAGCUACUGUGGAAGAAUGUGUUUUAUCAGGUCAUUGAAAGAUUCAGACAACUUCUGAAGAACCAGGAUUCAGAUACAGCUCCCCAGAUCAGGGCCAUGCUUCUAACCAUACUGGAAGAGGGGGCAAGGUUUUUUGAUUUACUGCUGCUGAAGUUACAAACCAUAUUCCAGUUUAAUCUAGAAGAUUACAUGGAUGGAAUGGCAAUACGUGCGAAACCUCUACGAAAAACUGUGAAAUAUGCUUUGAUUAGUGCCCAGCGGUGUAUGAUCUGUCAAGGAGAUGUUGCGAGAUACAGAGAACAAGCAAAUGAUUCUGCUAAUUAUGGCAAAGCACGCAAUUGGUACCUGAAAGCACAGCAGAUUGCACCAAAAAAUGGACGACCAUACAACCAACUUGCUGUCUUAGCAGUGUACACAAAGCGGAAGCUGGAUGCUGUGUAUUACUACAUGCGUAGUCUGGCUGCCAGCAAUCCAAUCCUCACAGCCAAAGAGAGCCUGAUGAGUCUGUUUGAAGAAGCCAAGCGCAAGGCUGAGCAGAUUGAGCGCAGACUGAAGGAGGAUGUGGAAAAUGGCACACGUGGCCCACGGGGGCAUGGAACAAUUCGGGGUCAGGAUGCCACCCGGGUGGAAAUCUGGAUACGCCCCUCUGUGCAUCCUGGAGUGGCAUCUCGCAUUGAAGGCAGUGAGUCUGCCAAAGACUCUGAGCAAGAUGUUGGGCUGAGGGCACUGAGUGCAAAUGAUCUAAAUAAGAGAUUUGUCUUGAGUUUUCUUCAUACUCAUGGAAAACUCUUCACUAAAGUAGGGAUGGAGAGCUUCCCAGCUGUGGCCACUCGUGUGUUGGAGGAGUUCCAGGUCCUCCUCCAGCAUAGUCCAUCUCCUCUGGGAAGUACACGCAUGCUUCAGGUCACCACAGUCAACAUGUUCACCAUUCACUAUGCUUAUACUAGAGAUAAAGGGCAGGGAGAGGCUCGUUCAGUAUUGGAAGAGCAGUCUACCUCUUUGGGUUUGGCCAUGUUUGGGCUACUGGUGAAGCGUUGCACUGAACUUCUUAAAGAAACACCUGCAGAGCCUAUACCAUUGGAGGAGGUUAAUGAAGAAGUGGAGCCCAUGGUGCGAGUGUCCACUUUUCCAACUGACCUGCGAGCACUCCUGCCAAGUGUUAAAGUCUGGUCUGACUGGAUGCUGGGCCACCCAGAGCAGUGGAACCCUCCACCACGCAAUUUUGAUGGCAGUCCUGACGUAUGGCAGUGCUUGGCAGAACUGUGUAACUCUUUGGCAUCUGUGUAUCAUGGUGAGAUUCCACUCUUCAAGGCAGAUGCUGAUGGAGAGAGUGAUGAGUUGCAACUCCUGGUGCUGGAGGAGGACAGGAUGCUGGCUGGGUUCGUUCCCUUGCUGGCUGCUCCACAAGAGCCAUGCUAUAUUGAGCCCCAUUCAGAUACUGCCAUAGCAGCUGACUGUAAGAGAGUGACUGUGCUGAAAUACUUCCUCGAGGCCCUUUGUGGCCAAGAGGAGCCUCUGCUUGCGUUUAAAGGUGGGAAGUAUGUUUCCAUAGCAUCGCUGGCUGCUCCUAGCCAAUCAACUGAGCACAAGACCCAACUGCAGAACAUUGAGCCAUGUCAGGACAGCAGUGUGAUCAUGGAGGAGACUUCACUGUCCACAUCGGAAGGAGAGAUGGAUGAAAGGAUUGAUGAACAUGAAAAUGAGAGUGAUAUUCGAGAGCUGAGAGCUCGGCGCUGUGCUUUAGUGCACAAACUUGCAGAACAACAGAAACGGAGAGACAAAAUAAAGGCUGUGCUACAAACUGGAAGCCAGUUGGAGCUGGAGAUCAGGCCUUUCUAUCUUGUCCCUGACACCAACUGCUUUAUUGACCACCUGGAGGGAUUGAAAAAGCUGCUGGCAUGUGGCACAUACAUACUGGUGGUACCAUUAAUAGUGAUUACAGAGCUGGAUGGCUUGGCUAAAGGGCAAGAAUGCCGUGUUGUAGACUCUGUAGAUGAAGCGGCUCAUGCCAGGCUGGUGCAGGAAUGUGCUAAAGCAGCUGUGGCUUUCUUGGAAAAGGGCUUUGAGGCCAGAGAGCCUGGCCUACGAGCACUCACCAGCAGGGGAAACCAAAUGGAGUCAAUUGCCUUCCGCAGUGAGGACACCUCCGGACACAAGGGCAACAAUGAUGAUGUGAUUCUGUCCUGCUGCCUGCAUUACUGUCAAGACGAGGCUAAGGGCUUUAUGCCUGCUCAGAGAGAUGGACCAGUUCGCCUGCACCGGGAAGUGGUUUUGCUCACUGAUGACCGUAAUUUGCGUGUGAAAGCUCUAACACGGAAUGUCCCAGUUCGAGACAUCCCUGCCUUCCUUAGCUGGGCUAAAGUCGGCUGAACUAAGAGUACAGAUUUCCUCAUGUAAAACAAUGCUCAUCCUACCCUGCAACAGAGUGGAGAGCAAGAAUGUGGCACAGAGUUGGCAAAAGAAGGAGUAUGUUUGUAAGAAAGGGAAUCAGCAAAGCUUUGUCACUCUCAAAAAAAAGCAAAGAAUGAGGAAUUAAUUCAUUUUCAAGAGGGAUGAGUUUCUUUAUCCUCGUAAUAACAAUGCAUAGGGAGUAGCAAGAGAGUGUUUGAGAUGGUGAGACAGGUUGAGCUGGCAAGAGUCCUGUGCCUGUAAGGGAAGUGUGUGUGUGUGAGAGAGAGAGAGAGAGAGAGAGAGAUGAAAAAAAAAACAAUCGUGUGGGAAAGGAAAAAAAUGCUACAGUAUACAUGCAGGUUAUCAAUACUGAGUAGCUAUAAGUAGGAGAGGUAGGAAAGAGAUCUGUGAAACCAGACAAUAUUGAUGGAGAUCUUCCUAGAUGUGAUCACUGGUUCUCCACUGACGACCACAUUAAGAUCCACUUUGGGGUGAUGUGAUUAGUUCAGGGCAGAGAAACGAGACGAUUUUUUUCUCUCCAUGUCAUCUUUUGUUCCUGUUUUGUGGCUUGAAAGGCCUUUAAGACAUUUGACAUUUUUAAAAAUGUAUCCACUUUGUUUUAAAUUUAUUUUACACACACACACACACACACACACACACACACACACACACACACACACACACACACACACACAAUAGUGUGCCUCCCAUAGUUGUUUAAUAUUUUACCUGCUUAGUUUAUAUAAAUUUAUCCACUUUGUGUUAAAUUUAUUUUACUUACACACACAAAUAGGGCACCUCCCACAGUUUGAUAUUUUACCUGCUUAGGUUUAUAUAUGAAGGGCAUUUGCUUUGACCACCUCCUAGAGACCAGAUUUAUGACAAAGCAAAAUAAUUUUCUUGUUUGCACAGAAACAAUGUUUUUCCCCUCACUAGCAUUGAUCUUGUGCUCUCACUUAAACAUUCUUAUAUUUGGCAGUAAUUCACAAUAAAAUGUAAAUGCUCAGCUAAUUACGCUAUUUAUGAGCAUGUUUUAACUUGAUAGCCACAAGUUAUGAUUUUGUAAUUUAUACAUAAUUGUGGGUGACUUUAUUUUAGUAGCUGUAUUGUAAAAAUGUUUCAUACCAUGACUUUUGCCUCUGUCACAAAAACAGAUUGGUUUGCCUUAGAACGUGAUGUUUUGCAGCACCAAGAAGAAAGAUUCAUAUGACCUGAUAUUUGUUUUAUGGGCUCAGUGUUCUUGACCAUAGUUUCUUCUUUAUCAACUAUGGGCUGCUGUUUCACAGGUUUUAAAGCACAUGACAAUUUUCACAUUUUGGUUUAAUAAAAAUAAUUUGAAAUCUUA
Neoarius graeffei (lesser salmon catfish) is the source of this 6283-nucleotide messenger RNA. RefSeq names its product SMG6 nonsense mediated mRNA decay factor (gene smg6). The record is from RefSeq and is a predicted model, not a curated record. Gene Ontology annotation, biological process: nuclear-transcribed mRNA catabolic process, nonsense-mediated decay. Gene Ontology annotation, cellular component: telomerase holoenzyme complex. Lineage: Eukaryota; Metazoa; Chordata; Actinopteri; Siluriformes; Ariidae. The coding region runs from base 157 to 4917 and encodes 1586 amino acids. The transcript is spliced from 20 exons. Gene Ontology annotation, molecular function: protein binding; telomerase RNA binding; telomeric repeat DNA binding.